Molecule: messenger RNA, 3350 nt
Organism: Anguilla anguilla (European eel)
Lineage: Eukaryota; Metazoa; Chordata; Actinopteri; Anguilliformes; Anguillidae
Exons: 21
Coding region: 239-2890 (883 amino acids)
Source: RefSeq, a predicted model, not a curated record
AUGAGCGCUCAGAUGGGCGCAAGUACAUUUGCUAUUUAAGCAACGUGGCGCUGGACGAGAAAACGACAACUGCGUUGGUCUGAAACUAGCAAAGACACUUGUGUUGUGCUUGGCGCCGCUUUGCCCCGGGUGUAAGAUAGAGCCUUAUGUAUUUGAAUGAGACGACUGAUGUUUGUGGCCUUUUUUAAAAGAAGAUAAAGAUCAUAAGGUUUUCAGGAGAAUAUUUAAUUCAGCCCACAUGGAGCCAUUUGCAUGGGUGCUUCUGUAUGGAGUGUGUUUUCAAGGUGCCAUAUUCGGCGUUUCGUGGGCAUGGAGUGUCACCGUGCCCAGAGAGAUGGAGGGCAUGGUAGGAUCCUGCCUGGUCAUCCCCUGCAGAUUUUCUUAUAGCGAAUACCCACCCAACGACAAGGGCAGAGUGGUCUGGUACCAAUAUGUCGACAGAGGAUACCCUCUGGUGUGCGAUCCAAAAAACCCAAAUGAAGUCAUCGAAAAGUUCAGGCGAAAAACCUCUUUAUACGGAUCACCUUACAAUGGAGACUGCAGCCUGAAGAUCGACCCCCUGGACUGGCGUCACCAAGAGGAGAGGGUUUACCCCUGGGUGGACCCAGACUACGUCACAUAUCGCUAUUUUAAAUUUUAUGACAAAGCUGUGAAAAUCCGUGUACGAGACAACGCAGACGAACCAAAAUUAUAUUUUUCCGGCUCACGUACGGUGGGAGAACAAAUGACCGUCCAGUGCAGCGCCAACCACACGUGCCGACCGCGUCCCCCAACAUUGCGCCUGACCGUAGCGGGACAUACUGGAACACCCAAAGUCUAUCACACAGAAGUGCAUGAAGGCAAGUGGAAAAUCACCAUGGAGAUGACCUGGAUAUUAGACAACGCCCACCAAACCAUCACUUGUGAAGUCAGACAUCCCUCCGGCCGGAGCGCAUCCAAAACCGUCAGCCUUCAGGGACAAUGUUCAGUGACAAAGGUCACUAUAAAUCCCAGUUCGGAGGAGUUCCUGGAAGGCGUGGAGAAGGACGUGGUCUGUUCCGUGUCCUACGCCUGCCAAGAGCAGCGUCCAGAUCUGUCUUGGAAUUAUGGAGGCAUGAAGGUCUCCAGCGAGUUUCAGAAACGAGGCAGUGGGAGCUGGGAAAGCCGGUCCACUUUGACAUUCAAGGCAGGGGCCAGCGACCACAACCAAGCCCUGAAAUGCACCGCAAGGUUCACCAAUGGGCAAAUCCAAGAGGGCUACAUCACUCUGAAGGUGAAAAGGGCCAUGUUUUCCCUGGGGUGGCGCUUCUCUAUGCCCAGCCAGGUGACAGGCCUGCAGGGCUCGUGCCUGGUCAUCCCCUGCCAUUUUGAGUACUCCUCCACCCUGCCCUCUGACAUCAGUGUCAUGUGGUACAAGUACACGCCCGGGGAGUACCCGGUGGUGUACAGCCCAGCGCGCCCUGGUGAUGUCAUCAGUGACUUCAGAGGGAAAACCUCUCUGUACGGAUCUCCGAGUGACCGGAGCUGCAGCCUGAAAAUUAACCCCGUCGAGAUGAACCAUCAUAGACAGAGGCUUUACACCUGGGUGGACCCCAAGCCCAUCUCCUCCUACCACAGACAGAACUAUCAGGACAAGACCGUGGAGAUUUAUGUGACUGACAGAGUGGAUAAACCAGAAAUGCAGAUUAUUGGCAUACCCAAGGUGGGAGAGCAAAUCAGCGUGCAGUGCUGUGCGUACCACACGUGUCCGGCCACGCCCCCUAUACUGAGCCUGAUUGGUUUGCCCGAGACGGGCCAGCGUCGUGAAACUGAAGCGCAAGACGUCAAGUGGAAAAUCACGUUGGUGCAGACGUGGGUCAUCGUUGAAGAUCAACAGACUGUGUCUUGUCGUGUCCAGCAUCCAGGAGGCCGGGCGGCCCAGGUGGACAUCACCAUCCAGGCCGAAUGUUCAGUUGGGGAGAUCAUUACUGAUCCCGGCCCAGUGGAGUUCCUUGAAGGUGUGGUGAAGAACGUCACAUGUUCUGUCUUUUACACCUGCUCUAAACAACAGCCGGCUAUUGUGUGGAACUACAAGGACAUGCCAGCCUCCAGCAGUACUACAAAUAUGGCUGCCACUAAGUGGAAAACUGUAUCCAGUAUAAUGUUCAUUGCAUCUAUGGAUGACCACGGUAAAACUCUGACCUGCACAGCUGAGUUUCCUGAUGGGAAAAGGCCAAUGACCUCAAUCGAUUUACACGUGAGAAAGCAUGAACCCCCAGCGCCUGAAUCGCCCCCUGCUGGUCUGGACACUAAUGACACAAGCAGAAAGCAGAGCCUCCUCCCCAUCCUGCUGCCUGCCACAGCUGCUGCCCUGCUUGCCCUGGCUCUGUGUGUGGGAGUUUUGACGUGCAGGAAAAUGUGUUCCAGGAAAAGUACUGAUCAACACUCACUGAGGUCACCACAACCUGACAAUCAGAGGUCUUUUUGGAAAAGAUUUUCCAGAAGGCAUGAAGGUAACAGCACUAGUUGGAAUGUGGGCAACACUGGCCACAGGGAACUUCCCAGGGACUGUCCACGUAGACCACCUCGUCCAGAGGAAAGGGCAUCAUUCUGGAGGCGGUUUUCCAGAAGAAAUCCCAAAGACUUCCUGGACAGACCUCCUCGCCCAGAAAAAAGGAGGUCCAUUUGGAGCAGAUUUUCAAGACAGCAACAUGGCAACGGACCUGAGAUGAAUGUGGGCUACAGGGCCAAUAACGAGAGCUUAGCAGGCAAUGUUCCAACCAAACCAAAACCCCACUUCCCGUCUCCUGUAAGAAACCCAAAAUCUGCCCAUGCUGCCAAACAUAGGAAUGACACACCAUAUUUUGAAGAAGAAGAAGAAGAGGAGGAUUAUGAGAAUUGUUUUAAAGAGGACAUUUAUGCGAACAUGUAAUGGCACAAAGUUGGCUAGUCUUAAGAAAAACCUGCUACUUUAACAUACGUGAUCCGGAGGCAGUUCAAGCGAUGACUAUGCAUUGAAAAGGCCUUUGUCACACGACAGGAAUUUGAUUGUAAUUCUCCAUGCACACAUUUCACAUAUGAUACUUUUUUAUCGGAUAUAGCUUGUGCGCGAUGUGAAUAAGGCUUGUGAUUUCUGCCAGCACGUUUAUUACUGAACGGCCAUGAAGAUGGAGGUUUUGGUAUCACAAGAAUCAUAAGAAGGGUUAAUUCUGUUCUCUAGUACGUGUGCUGGGUGCUUGGAAAGGAUCCUUUUGAUUUUUUAACGGUACAUUACUUGAUGUCUUAUUUCAAUAUUGUUUAUUAAUAUUGCCAUAUACUGCUUUGCAGGCCUACAUGUAUUGUCACCAAGUAUAUUACUAUAAUCAAGAGUGAAACAUUUAUAUUUAAUUCAU